This is a messenger RNA of Vicia villosa (hairy vetch), 1413 nucleotides long. RefSeq lists its product as uncharacterized. The transcript has a single exon. The record is from RefSeq and is a predicted model, not a curated record. NCBI's taxonomy places the organism in Eukaryota, Viridiplantae, Streptophyta, Magnoliopsida, Fabales, Fabaceae. Bases 1 to 1413 code for a protein of 470 amino acids.
AUGACACAGCGCAAAGUCCUUUUUGUUUGUGUCCCAGAGAAACCUAGGUUGGAUUACAUUGCCAACGCUCUUUAUUUGAGCCUUGGAGAUGUUCAUGAUAACUGGAAGAAGAAUGGUGACACUCAUGGCUUCUACAUGAGCUUCUUAGUUGAAAAAGCCCAAGAGUUUGUCGACAAAAAGAUGUGGGAGGCUUUCAACGCCCUUAUGGCCGCCUUGAUUUAUGGGAUCGUGAUGUUCCCUAACAUUCAUAAGUUCGUCGAUUUGGCCGCCAUAUGCCUCUUCAUGGAUAGGAAUCCAGUCCUAACUCUACUGGCUGAUACGUACUAUUCCAUCCACUCUCGGCAUGGGAAAAGAGGAGUUGUCCGGGGUUGCUUGCCAUUACUGUACAACUGGUUCAAGUCUCAUCUGCCUGCAAGUGGUCCGUUUGUUACUUCUACUCAAAAGUGGUCUCAAAGGGUCAUGGGACUUACUCCGAACGACAUUGUGUGGUAUCAACUCCGAACAGGUAUAUCUGAAGUCAUUAUUAAGUGCGGAAACUUUGGUAACGUCCCGCUCAUUGGGACAAGAGGAUGUACUAACUACAACCCAGUUCUUGCUCUUCGUCAGUUGGGUUAUACCAUGAAGAAGGGGACUUUGGAUGAGGAAAUUCACCAAUCCGUGUACUUUGAAAAAGGAACUGACCCUGAAGCACUUGAAAGAAUCAGGAAGGCUUGGAAUAACAUCCAUAUAGGUGAGAGAUCCACUUUGGGAGCCAAGAAUGCUAUUGCCAUGGAGCCUUACACCGAUUGGGUUAAGGAGAGGGUCAAGACACUUUUGUUACCAUUCCCGGAGGUUCCUCUCUUAUAUGCACAACCUUCAAAGAUACUGGAAGCUAUGGUACCGAGGGAAUCUUUUGACCAAGUCCGCGUCGCCAAUUUGAGAUUGAAAGAGAGAGAUAGGGAUACGGAUUUGAAGCACUACUUCAUUAAGCAGACAAAGAAUGAGCUGGCCCGUGAACUCAAAACACUCAAAGGAGAAUCCUCUCAAGUUAGGAAGAGGAUCAGAACUGAUAAGGGUGGAAAAGAUGCUACUGUUCCUAUUGAAGACCCUCAAAAGGUCAUAGAAAAGGCUGUAAAGGAAGCAGAAGAAAAGCUCAAGCGUGAAUACCAAGAAGACCUGAAAGCCCACAAGCUCCAACUAGAAAAAGAGACCAAAUACCGACUGAGGACUAUGAAAAAGAAGCUUGAAGAAGAGACUACCCAGAGAAUAGCCGUUGAGAUUCAGUUGAAGGGGAGUCACAUCCGUACCGAUCGACUAACAGAAGAGAAUGCCAAGCUCAGAAAUCAAAUGGCAAGUAUGGGGAGUGCACUUGAGAAGACUUAUCUCCCAGAAUGCAAAGGAUGUGAUGAACUUAGGGGUGCUGCAAGAAGCUAG